AUGGCCAGCAGUCCCCUCCCUACCAUGCCUCGCCGGGCAUCCUCCUCCAACUCUUCCACGUCUAGGAAGGGUCUCCCCAGCCUGUCCCGACAGUCGAGUGCCAACAGCUCACCCUCAAAGCCCUUGGAAGGCAUUCCUCGGAGGGCGUCUUACCACUCGCCACGGCCCUCUAUAUCGGGGAUGCCUUCAGAGAGUGGUUCCUUGGGCCUCAAGCUGCACGGCAGUCCGACACCGGGCAAGACGAGCCCGCCCAAGAGCAAUGGCGAGUCGUCGGUCCCCACCAUCAGCUUUGAUCCCAACUUUACUCCUUCACCACGCUCUUCUCCAGCCCGCAGCCCUCUGUCCCCUCCUGCUGCGUCGUCUCGGCCCAUGGCUAGACGAAACUCAUCUGGGCACGUUCGGGGCUCUGCGUCCGCAUCCAUUCCCUUUCCUUCCUCUGCCUCAACUUCAGAGCUCCCGGCACCUCCAAUAGCAUCCCCAUCCUGGCGCCCGAGUACAAUUCGCAAAAAGUCGGGCGAGCUCGUCAAGCCGUCGCUCAAACUCCGGUCAAUGUCUACACCCGACCUCACGCGGCAGGCCGAACCGGAAAGCCCUGGCCCUCAUGGAUUCGGGGAAGAGCGCUCAAAGAGUGUCAGGUUUGCCGACUCGAGCGAGGGAGAUUCGAGCGCUUUGGAGAAUGUCGUGUUGUUCUUGAGGGAACAAAAGGUGACUGCCGUCAGAAAGGCCAUCGACCCCGACGCGCACAUGACAGAGACCGAGACGGAGGGGGAGACGGAUGCUUCGGAUUUUGUCCAGUUCCGCACGCGCAAGAAUGCGGCUGCAAAGGCAGCCGACGAGGCCAACCAGAUCCAGCUCCAUGGGGCGAGUCGAAUACCGCGAAAGAGGACAGAUUUCUCGCCGGAUGCUAGAGGCAGUUUGACGGGUGAAAAUGUCAUCUUGGAGAGAAUCGAACUGCAGACUGCGAAUGGGCUGUCGUUGAGAGGAUCAGUCAUUGUGAGAAACUUGGCCUUUUCCAAGUGGGUCGCUGUGAGGUUCACUAUGGACCACUGGCAGACCGUGUCAGAAGUGUCUGGAACACAUGUCUGUCAUAUCCCUUCAGGAACUACGGGCGACGAAGGCUGGGACAGGUUCAGUUUUGCCAUUCGUCUGGAAGACUACAAGCGCAAGAUUGACGAGCGUCAGCUUGUCAUGUGUGUGCACUAUUCCGUCGAGGGCAAAGACUGGUGGGACUCGAAUAAUGGCAUUAACUACAACUUUACGUUUAAGAAGUCUGCUUCCAGACGUGCAAGCCGUACGUCUGGUCCAGCCGCUUUGGGCGGUAGCUUCAUGCGGCUCAACGAGCCUUCCACCUCUCUUCCGGGUCUUCGCAAGAACACCGCUACGCAGCCCUCCCUUGGCAUCAAAAAGGUCUUUGGGAGCAGGCCUCCUUCUGGCCUCAACGACUGGGUCUUCCCCAAGUUGUCGCAGCGUGUGCAAGAACCCUCGACUCGCCCCGACUCUCCCCUCCAGAGCCCCCCUCCGAAAGCAUACAAAGCCCCCGCUCCGCCUACCGUCCACACCCACCUCUCGCUCUCCAAAUACUGCGCCCCUUCCCCACCUCUCUCGCCCCCGACUGAGACGUUCCCAGCACACUCGGCAGUGGUACAAGAGGUUUCCAGGCGUGGAAGUAUGGGAGUCAUGAGUGGUGGGUAUGCCACGUUGGAGCCUCCUGUGCAUGAGAGAAGGAGUAGUUGGAAUGGGCAGGAGAGUAGCAAAACGUAUGAGGAGCCGCGCGAGAGCGGGGAUAAGACGCCGGUGGCCAUGCAAUCGCCCGCUGUUGAGGUGCAAAAGGAGUCGCCAGCGUCCCCCCACAAACCCUUGUCGGCCAAGCGGUCGGUGGGCGACCUUCGCUCGCUUGUACAAGAAGCAGAAAGCGAUAACGGCCUUAUGACGCCGCCUUCGUCCAACCUGUCUUCCCCGCCUACGCCGAGGUCGGACUUGCCGCCAGAGCUGACGUCUUCUUCAACGGGAGAUUCGUCGCCGAUGAAUACUUCGACCGAAUCUACACCGGACGUGGAAAGCAUGGCCAUUGAUAUUGGGCCUGGAGCGGAGCCAAGUCAUCCCAAGGAUCACAAGGUGUUCUCCACGGGCAGCUACCAGGAAUUCCUUGACAAGUUCUGCUUCUUCCAGUCCCCGCGCGCCACACCCAGUGAACUCGCUCCCAACAACCGUCCCUCCUACAUUCCCCUCAGCGGAAAUCAAUCUCCCAACGGUUUCCCCUUCUUCCACCCGAACGCCUCUCAGUCGCCGCGUACCACGCCCACGCCCACGGCGCAUUACGCUACGGCUCAGGAGGCGUUCGGCUUUAAGCCUGCGUCCCAGGACUCGACACCGACCAAGCGCGAUGGCUUCAGACCCAUGGCCCAUCCCCAGCCGGUGGACGCUACAUUGCUCACUGGCUACCAUGCCAACCCUGCUGAUACUAUGGCUUGGGCGCAGAUACACGGCAACAACUCGUCGCCUUCUUUGGCUGCUGCCAUUUAG
Cryptococcus wingfieldii CBS 7118 is the source of this 2523-nucleotide messenger RNA. RefSeq lists its product as hypothetical. The coding region runs from base 1 to 2523 and encodes 840 amino acids. Gene Ontology annotation, cellular component: protein phosphatase type 1 complex. The record is from RefSeq and is a predicted model, not a curated record. Gene Ontology annotation, biological process: regulation of glycogen biosynthetic process. Gene Ontology annotation, molecular function: protein phosphatase 1 binding; glycogen binding. NCBI's taxonomy places the organism in Eukaryota, Fungi, Basidiomycota, Tremellomycetes, Tremellales, Cryptococcaceae. The transcript is spliced from 3 exons.